Molecule: messenger RNA, 228 nt
Organism: Parnassius apollo (apollo)
Lineage: Eukaryota; Metazoa; Arthropoda; Insecta; Lepidoptera; Papilionidae
Source: the annotation of a GenBank genome assembly
UUGCACAGGGUCGCGAGAAGUUGUCAUCUAUGCCUGUUGGUGGUGCAGCGCCCGUGGCCGCGGUCGCUGUUGCUGCAGCACCAGCAGCUGAGGAGAAGAAGGAAGAGAAAGAGGCCAAGAAAGAAGAAUCUGAGUCCGAUGAUGAAGAUAUGGGCUUCGGUCUCUUUGACUAAACACUUUUUAACGUUUGUGCGGCGCACGCGGUUUUUUAUUCCAAUUUUGGUGUAA